This is a messenger RNA of Sinocyclocheilus grahami, 1395 nucleotides long. It is a transcript of the gene aanat1, whose product is annotated as arylalkylamine N-acetyltransferase 1. The transcript has 3 exons. Gene Ontology annotation, cellular component: cytoplasm. Gene Ontology annotation, biological process: response to light stimulus; circadian rhythm. The record is from RefSeq and is a predicted model, not a curated record. NCBI's taxonomy places the organism in Eukaryota, Metazoa, Chordata, Actinopteri, Cypriniformes, Cyprinidae. Bases 115 to 729 code for a protein of 204 amino acids. Gene Ontology annotation, molecular function: aralkylamine N-acetyltransferase activity.
UCUCUCCGUGAUUCACUUUCGACACAGCUCUUGGAAAUCAAACACGUGUGAAGGACAUUUGAAUAUUAGUAAUUAAUUUAUUUAAAUCACCAAAGAGAAUUUAAAACAGCGAAAAUGUCAGAAGUUAGCGCACUGCCUUUCCUGAAGCCCAUCCACAUGAGAGCUCCGAUCUCCCCCGGCCGCCAGCGCCGGCACACGCUCCCUGCCAGCGAGUUCCGCUCGCUCAACACUGAGGACGCCAUCAGUGUAUUCGAAAUAGAGAGAGAGGCUUUUAUAUCUGUGUCUGGGGAAUGUCCUCUUCACCUGGAUGAGGUCCGGCACUUCCUAACCCUCUGUCCUGAGCUUUCUUUGGGCUGGUUUGAACAGGGGAGGCUUGUCGCUUUUAUCAUUGGAUCGCUCUGGGACCAGGACCGUCUAACCACUGAUGCAUUAACCCUUCAUAAGCCUCAUGGAACUACUGUCCACAUCCAUGUGCUGGCAGUCCACCGGACCUUCCGCCAGCAGGGAAAAGGAUCUAUCUUGCUGUGGCGUUACCUGCAGUAUCUGCGCUGUCUACCAUAUGUCCGCCGCGCCGUGCUCAUGUGUGAGGACUUCCUGGUGCCUUUCUACCAGAAGUCUGGCUUUAAGGGGCAAGGUCCUUCUGAAAUCACCGUAGGGCCACUUACCUUCAUCGAGAUGUAUUAUCCUAUAAGGGGACAUGCAUUCAUGCGCCGUAACAGUGGCUGUUAAGGGAUCAUUAGUCAUGUAGCUCUUUGGACCUUCAAAAGAAGCAGUGGGUGUGUUGAAGCAGCUUUUGGUUUUGGUCUAGAUAUCUUGUGGUGUAGUGCUGUUUGCAUCUACUUUUGUAAGCCUUGGUGAGCAUAGCAAAAAAAAAUGUUAGAUGUUAAAAAUAUUUGGACAGAGCAAACUGUAUCCCACUCUCUUAUCUAAAAGUGAUGGCUAAAAAUAUAUUUUUUGUUAUAUAUAUAUAUAUAUAUAUUCAUCAUGUCAAAAAAGUUUUUUUUGCCUCAAAGUCAGGUUAUCUAAUAGACUAGGUUUAUAUUUAUUGUUUUUUAUUUUGUAUUAUAUUUGGCAUGUAUUUCUCUAGAUUACUUUUUUUUUUUAUUACUCAUACACAUUUUUAAAUUCAUGACAGAUCUCCUGUUGUGUUGUGAGUUUGGGGGUCAAGGCUGUAAAGAUAAGGUAGUGGUUCAACAGUUAACUGUUCUACUUUGGGCUAGUUUUUGUGUUCAGUGGCUGCUUUAGAUGUGUGUCUGUUCUAUGGAAGCAUUAAAAUAGCAUCAACUGAACACUUUUCCACUGUGAUCUCUCAUGAAAACAGCCCCAAGAGAACAUACAUUGUUGUCUGUUAUGUCUGUGAGUGCCAAUGUGACAAAUGUUUAAUAUACAAUCCCA